Messenger RNA from Plasmodium gonderi, 15801 nucleotides. Its product is annotated as dynein heavy chain. Gene Ontology annotation, molecular function: minus-end-directed microtubule motor activity; dynein intermediate chain binding; ATP hydrolysis activity. Gene Ontology annotation, cellular component: dynein complex; axoneme. NCBI's taxonomy places the organism in Eukaryota, Apicomplexa, Aconoidasida, Haemosporida, Plasmodiidae. Bases 1 to 15801 code for a protein of 5266 amino acids. Gene Ontology annotation, biological process: microtubule-based movement. The transcript is spliced from 2 exons. The record is from RefSeq and is a predicted model, not a curated record.
AUGACAAAAGAUCUCGAAAAUCAGUAUGAACCCUUAAAUUUGACAGAGAUUAAAAGUAACAUUCAGGAUAAGAAUAUAAUAGGUUAUAGUGUAAACUUCACUAUUGGUGGUGUACUAUUUUUUGGAGGAUUCAAAAUAGAUGUGGAAAAGGGUGAUGGUGAAGGUAGUAUAUGUAAUGAUGCAUAUUUAAUUCAUAUAAAAAAGGAAAAAGCUGAGUAUGAAAACCUAACAAGCAAAGUUAAACCAACAUUUAGGUGCUACCAUAACUCUUGUACUUUGCUAGAAAAGUAUGUCGUCAUAUUUGGUGGACUAAAUAAUGAAGUCCCAUUUGUUGCGUUAAAUGAUUUAUGGAUUUUUAAUAGCAUAAACAAAACCUUUGAAGAAAUAAAACAUAACAGUGGAGCAGUAGAAUCUUUAGAAAACAAUAUCAACAAAGAUUCAGAAGUAUAUGACAAUGUGAAAUUAAAUGAAGAAGACGAUCACAAAAAAGUAGAAGAGGAAGAGGAAGAGGAUGAGGAAGAUGAUGAGGAUAAUAAUGAUUCCAUAUUAAACAGUACACAUUUAAAAAAUCUAAAAAAAUAUUUAAGGCAUGACAAAAAUGAACAUUUGAAUCAGAGUAAUUGUGUCGUUCCUGCCCCUAGGUAUUUUUCUAGUUUAGAUGUAUACAUAUGUAAAAAAAAAAAAAAGGAAAAAAUAGAUCAAAAACAAGGGAAGGUGGAAGAGGAGGAGGAGGAAGAAGAAGAAGAAGAGGCGGAAAAAAAAAAGGAAGGGGACCAAAUAAAUAUAAAAAAUAACAGAAUUGUUCUAAAUAAUGAAAAUAUUUAUGAAUAUUUUAGUCUUAUUUUAUUUGGUGGAUAUGGUGGUUAUGACAGAAGCAGUUUUAAUGAUUUAUACGAAUAUGACAUUUUAAAAAACGAAUGGAUUUUAAGAUCUUGCAAAGGUAGCAUCCCUUCACAUAGAUAUGGUCACAUUUCUUUUAUAAAUGGAAAUAAUUUGUUCAUUUUAGGUGGAACAAAUGCAGAAGUAAGUUUUAGUGAUAUGUAUACCUGUAAUUUAAAAACCAAUGAAUGGUCUGAAAUUGAUUUUUCUUAUUCCUUUAACUCCUCAAAAGUAUUCUGUAGAACUAUACUCGUCGAAUCGAUAGAUAAAAAUAUAAUUUUCAUUUUUGGAGGACACAAUAUUGUUAGUGAUGAUAAGGGGAACAGAAAAAUAGAAUAUAAUAACAUUGAGUUGAAUAUGCUCAAAUUGUAUGAUACGUUUAAGUUGGAAGAUUUGAAAUACAACGUUGUUAGGCUUAGAGAAAGCAUGAUAGAUUCUACAUUUACUGGAGUUGGAAAUACCACCACAUCAGUGGCUAGCUAUGCACAAAAUGGAUCAUUGAUGAAUAAAAAUACCAAUAGUAUGAACCAAAUAGACAAGAAAAAAAUAACAGAAAAAAGAGAAACACAAGUAGAAGAUGCUGCACCAAGUAAUAUUACAUUCUGUUCUAUUACUUACGAUUUUGUUGAAUCGAAUCUAAUUAUUACGGAUUCAAAAAAAAAGAUUUAUGUAAUGAAUAUAAGUAAAAUUAUAGGACCUAAAUAUGCCAUUUUUAAUUUAUUGCCAAGAUAUUGCAAUAUGGAUGGCAAUAAAAAAAUAUUAUUGAAAGGAAAAGGGUUCACAAAUGAAGGGAAAAUAACUAUAAAAUAUAAGUCAGAAGAUGUAAAUCUAUUCAGUGAGGGGGUUUACAUUAAUGAAAAUAAUAUUUAUACAAUUGUACCUAGUGCAAAAAAUAAAAUUAAAAAUAAUAUUUGUGAUGUACAAUUAUCUAUCAAUGAUAAAUGUUACACAACCAAUAGUUGUGUCCUGGAGUACUAUUACAACAUAGAUCUAAAGAAUACUCUUAUUUUUGGAACUGGUUUGUUAGAACCCAUAUGUUUAAAAGAAUCAAAUAUAUUUUUUUUAAUAGCUAGAAAUUCAUUAAAUGAAAAUAAAAAAAUUGGAGGGGACAAAUUCGAAAUAUGUAUCUCAUAUGAACAGAACAACCAUCAUCACAAUUUGAAAUACACCAUAUACGACCUUAGCAAUGGUUUUUAUAUUGUUAAGUAUUUUCCUUAUGAAAAGCACACAGAAGAAAAUGCUGCUACAGUUCCUUCUAUUCAUGGUGAAGAAACUGGAAAUACUGCAGGGAAUUCCAACUUAACACAGGGUGUCGGAAGUACCGAUGGGAAAACUGGAGAAGAACCAAGUGUAAGCGUACCCGUGGAGGAGGGUUCAACUCUGAUUAUGGAAGGCGGAGGUUCACAUGUAGGGAUCAGCAAAGAGGAUCUGGAAAAGGAUAGAAUCCAUGACAGCCGUAGCAAUGACAGCCGUAGCAAUGACAGCCGUAGCAAUGACAACCGUGGCAAUGAAAACCACAGCAAUGAAAACCACAACAAUGAAAACCACAGCAAUGGUAAAGGGUUUAAUGAAGUUCCUUUAAUGAACACAGGAACUGUCCACAUCUCAGUGAAGUUGAAAGAAGAACAUAUUCGAAACAGCCCAUUUGCCUUAAAAGCAUACAACCUGGUACAAGAAAAAACAACGUUCGUCAAAAAAUUCGUUAAUGAUAGAUUAGAAGACUUAGUAAGAAAAGGGGAAAGAGUGUUUGACUUAAUUAAAAACAAAGAUAUGAAUAUUGCUAACUUGAUUGCGUUAAAUAAAAAUAUUGAAGACUUCCUGCACAAUUUCUCGAAAUCCAUAUACGACAUAAAUGUAAUCGAGCAGUACAUACGCUAUGGAACAAUUGAUGCAAGUAAAAUAGAACAAAUAAUAGAACAGAUGCAUCUGGAUGGAAAUGUGGUCGAUUCCUUUCUGGAAGAUGAGUCUUCCAUUGAUAGACAGAUUAAUGAUUUGAUAAAUGGAGAAAAAAACAAGAAGUCGUGUUCGUGGGGUAGCACAAAUGGAGAAAAUGAACAAACUGAAAAAAAUACUGAACAUGAAUUGGAUGAAGAGAAAGAAGCGAGAGAAGCACACGAAGCGAGAGGAACAAACGAAGCGAGAGAAGCAAACGAAGCGAAAGGAUCGAAAGAAGACGGUAACCAAAAUGAGCACACUUGGAAGAACAUCGGAAAGAGCACUUUAAAGGUUAAGGACAAUGAGAAAAUUGCAGGUUAUAUCGAAUCAAACAAAGUAAAAACUAUAGACUAUAUUGACACUAAAUUGCUGAAAAAAAUGAAAAAUUAUAUUACACAAUUGAAUAAUGAGGAAUCCAAUUUGAGAAAGAGGAAGGAUGAUAAAAGAAGCAACAACGCUGAUACAAAGACUUCAGCAGCCUCUACAGUGACGAAUAAUAAUAAUGUGCGAAUGAAGGAGGAAAUGGAGGAAAAUUCUUACGAAGAAUAUCUACUCCAGUGUGAAGAAAACCAAAUUGAAGUAAUAAAAAGCUUGCUAACAUUUUACUACAAACUAAGGUCUGUUUGUAUUUGCAAGAAAGAAAAGGAAUUGAAGGAUGAAUUUUUGAAGGAAGAGAAAGAAAGCAUUAAAAAAUUAAAAUUAAAUUUUAACAAAUUUGUAAAUAUAAAAAAAAAUUUAGAAAUUUCAAGUGUCUAUAAGCAUAGCAAUGGGUGUGAGAAUUCACUAAAAGAGUUGGAGAAUAUGAAAAAAUAUUUAGCUGAAAUUCAAGAAGAAACUACAAAGAUAAAGCAGAUUUCAGAAAAUAUAAUAAAAAUAGACAAUGUAGAAGAAUUAAAUAAAGACAUAGAAGUUUUGAAUAACGAAAUAAGCGAAAUUGAGAAGCUAUGGCUUUUUAUUAAAAAGAAAGAAGAAGUUUUAAAUGGAUUUCUUUUUUCCACUUUUAAAGAUUUAGACGUCGAAGAUUUUGAUAUCGAAAUGAAGAAAUUACAAAACGAAUUUAAAAAAAUUAAAGUAGAUAGAAAACAUAAUAUAUGUAAGGAAGAAAUGACAAAAUUAAAAGAUAACACAAAGUUCAUUUCUGUCAUAAGUGAAUUGAAAAAGCCCUUCAUCAAACAUAGACAUAUAAAAGAGAUAGAAGAUAACAUAAAUGAAGAAAGAGAAAAGGAAAAUCAAGACCCAAUCACUAUUUUAAUUGAUGAAAAUACAUUAACAGUGUAUUUUUACAAAAUGAAUGUAAUGAAAUACCAGGAUACAAUCGAAGAAGUAACGAUAAAAGCUUACAACGAAAAAACUAUUGAAGAAACUAUUCAAAAAUUUGAAAAAUAUUGGGAUAAAAUAUACUUUAAAAAUAAAAAUUAUAAAAAUAAUAUAGUACUAACAUACAUUGAUGAUAUGUGCAUAGAAACUAUAGAAGAACAUCAAGUGACUUUACAAAAUUGCUUUUCAUCAAAAUAUUUUCUAUUCUUCUCAACAGAUUUAAACAUCUGGCAAAAAAAAAUCUCUAAUACAUAUGAAGUUAUACAAUUACUCAAAGAUAUAGAAAAGUUGUGGACCUAUCUACAAAAUAUGUACAUUUACUCAGAAGAAGUAAAAAAAGAGUUGCCACUCUAUUCUAAGUUCUUUCUAACCAUAAAUGAUGAAUAUUUAGAAAUGUUAAAACACAUUAACACUAAUAAUAGCAAAGUUAUCGAAUUUUCAAAUGAAGAAGGAAUUAUAGAAAAAUUAGAAGAACUAAAAGUUAAGUUAUGUAAAAGUGAAAAACCGCUAAACGAAUAUCUGGAUUCAAAAAGGAAAUCAUUUCCCAGAUUUUUUUUUAUAUCAUCCACUGAUUUGAUCGAUAUUUUAUCCAAUGGAAAUAGUUUCAAACUCGUUAAUACCCAUGUGCAGAAAAUUUUCCUUUCUAUCAGAAGGUUCGUUACUAGAAAUGAGUCUCUCACUGAGUAUGAGAAGCAAAAUGAGGUUAGCCUUUUUCCUGCUGGAGGAAGCAGUGGAAAUGGGGAUACACAAAAUGGAGAAAAACAAAACCUUGAUAAGGAAGACAAACCGAAAGACACAGCACAAGAAAUGAACUCGUUAGUAGAAAAGGAUGAUACCACAAUCAAAGGGGAAGAACAGAACGAGAUUAUUACAAAACUUAUUUCAUCGUACGGAGAAGAAAUAUGCAACUUUCAUGAUCAGCUAGCUCUGAAAGGAAAAGUUGAAUGCUACCUGAAUGAUAUAAUAAGACAUAUUAAACACACUUUAAAAUAUUACAUUGCAAACCUGUUUAAGUUAAAACAUGUAUAUAACAAGGAAAAAGAAAAAUGGAUUGAUGAAAAUUACUUGUCUCAAGUUUUUAUCCUUUGUAACACUAUCUUUUUUAUACAAGAUGUUGAAAAUAUUCUAAGAAAGAAGGAUUCAAAUGUUCAUGAAGAGUUGAAGAUGUAUUACAAGAACCAUAUUAUUCAACUAGAAAAUGUAAUUAAAAAGGUUCAGAAAAAAUUGACCGUAAAAAAUAGAAUAAAAAUUAUGUGCAUAAUCACUUUAGAUACUUUCUACAGAGAUGUAUUAGAAGUCAUUUUGAAAAAUAAAAAUUCAAUAUCUGUAGAUAUGUUUGAUUGGCAAUCUCAAAUUAGGAUGUAUCCAUACUUUAAAGAUAAAAGCAGUGAUAAUCAUCUCCUCUCAAUGAGAACAGGUAGGAUAUCGGAUAAUACUGACUUUGUACAGGAAAAUGAACAGAUAAUCGGAUCUACAAAACACAAGGACGAGGGAAAUUCCCAAAUUAUUGCAGAAGAUACAGAAGAUGCAAAAGAUGCAGAAAAUGGAGAAGAUGCAGAAGAACAGGAACAACUACAACAUUCCGUUGUGCACAAGAGCGAUGAUGAAGUUUAUAAAAAAGAUUCUCGAAAUUUUAAACAAUUGUGUAUAAAAAUAAGAAUAAUGGAUUGCUCUUUUAACUAUUCUUAUGAUUAUAUAGGAAAUUAUCAAAGGUUAGUUAUAACCCCUUUGACGAGUCGUAUAUAUAUAACUGCUACUCAGGCCCUGAGCUUAUAUAUGGGAUGUGCUCCUGCUGGUCCUGCAGGAACUGGUAAAACAGAAACGACAAAAGAUUUAUCCAGCUUUUUUGGAAAAAACUGUUACGUCUUUAAUUGUUCAGAUCAGUUAGACUAUAAAAGCAUGGGUAAUAUAUUCAAAGGAAUUGGUAGCACAGGAUGUUGGUGCUGCUUUGAUGAAUUUAACAGAUUAAUCCCAGAAGUUUUAUCUGUUUGCUCUAUUCAAUUUAAAUCCAUUCUAGAUUGUAAACGCAAUAACAAUAAUGUGUGUAUAAUUGGAUCAGAUGAAAUCAUUGUUAAAAAAAAUUGCGCUGUUUUUAUUACUAUGAAUCCUGAUUAUUUAGGAAGAUCAAAAUUGCCAGAAAGUCUUAAAAUAUUAUUCAGACCUAUCACUGUAAUUAUUCCAGAUUUUAACAAAAUAUGUGAAAAUAUGCUCAUGGCUGAAGGGUAUGUAAAUGCAAAAUAUCUGUCUAUCAAGUUUACUACUUUUUUCGAAUUAGCACAAAGUUUACUCAAGGAGAAACAUUGCGAUUGGGGGUUGAGAAGCAUUAAGAGCGUUCUUACCAAAGCAGGGUUCCUUAAACGAGCUUAUCAAAACAUGGAUGAAAAUAAAUUACUCUAUUCAGCUAUACACGACAUUAACAUUGCAAAAAUAUCCGCUUCCAAUUGUCCAGUGUUUUCAGGGCUCCUCAAUGAUAUAUUUCUUUCCAAUAAAGGGGAAGGGAAAUCAUCUGCUUCUUUGGAAAUAGUAGACUCAUCAAAAUCGAUUCCUUCAGAGGAUAACCCAAAUGAGAAGAAGUGCAAAUCGCAAGGAUCAGAAGAAGACACAAAAAACACAGAGACAAACUUAAGGGAUAAACAUAAAGAUGGAUUCCAUCAGAAUAAGAUGGAAGAAGAGUUGAUGGAAAUAUGCAAGAAGAAUCACCUAUUUGGGCUGAAUUAUUUUGUUAAUAAAAUUAUACAAUUAAACGAUAUUAUUAAUAUAAGACAUUGUGUAUUCAUCAUGGGAGAAGCGGGAUGUGGAAAAACAACAUUGUUUAAUAUGCUAAUGGAAUAUCAAAAGCAACAGAAUUUAAAAACAGUGAGUAUUAGAAUAAACCCUAAAUCUAUCAGCAUUGAUGAUUUAUACGGUAAUGUACAUAUCAAAACAAGAGAAUGGAAAGAUGGAGUUUUUUCGAAAUAUAUGAGAAAUUAUUCCAAGAGAGAUGAUUGUGAUAAAGCUUACAUAAUUUUUGAUGGAAAUUUAGAUUCUCAUUGGAUUGAAAAUAUGAAUUCAGUUAUGGAUGAUAAUAAAGUGUUAACCUUAUCAUCCAAUGAGAGGAUAUUAUUAAAAAAUCAUAUGAACUUAGUAUUUGAAUUUAGUGAUUUAAUGUUUGCUACCCCUGCUACUAUAUCUAGAGCUGGGUUAGUUUAUUUUUCUGUGGAUACGAAUGAUAUAUGGAAGAAUUAUUUUCUAUCAUGGAUUGAUAAGCAUGAUAAUUUUAAUUCCACUGUUAAGAAAUCAUUUGAAAAAUUAAUGUAUAAAUAUGUAGAGCCCACUUUUGCUUAUCUAAAUACAGUACAAGCAUCUAUUAAGGUAUCUGCCAUAUCACAUAUCCAAUCUUUGACAUCUCUAUUAGAUAUACUAUUAAAGGAUAAUAAUUACGAAAGUAUUGAACACUAUUUUGUUUACUCAGUCAUUUGGUGUUUUGGUAGCUUUCUUGGUGAAAAAGAAAAUGUAAAUUACAAGAAAUGUUUUGAUAAAUAUUGGAAAAAUACAUUUAAAAGUAUAAAAGUGAACAGAAAAAUUAGCGUAUUCGACUUUUACAUAGAAAAUAAUAAAUUUAAAGAAUGGGAAGAAAGUGAAAUAACGAAUGAAGUAAAUCCAAAUCAUUUGCUAAAAGAUGAUAUAUUCAUCGAAACAGUGGAAAGCUACUCAUAUAAAUAUAUAAGCAAAUUAUUUUUAAAAUCCAACAUGCCUAUCCUUUUUAUAGGAAAGACAGGUGUGGGAAAAACACUUUUAUGUAAAAAAAUAUUAAAUGAAGAAAAAGAACAAUAUAAAAGUUUCUACAUGAUUUUUAAUUAUUAUACAAAUUCUAAAAAUGUACAAUGCUUAAUGCAAAGUUGUUUAGAAAAAAAAUCUGGCAAACAAUUUAGUCCUCCAUAUCAACAGAAAUUAAUUUACUUUAUAGAUGAUAUUAAUAUGCCCAAAUGUGAUGAUUAUAAUACACAAAGUGCUAUUGAAUUAUUGUGUCAAUAUAUAGAUACAAAUUCAUGGUUUGAUUUAGAAAAACUAAAUUUGAUAAAAAUAUUAAACACCAAACUUGUAUCUUGUAUGAAUUAUAAUAGAGGAAGUUUUACAGUAAAUCCAAGAUUACUUCGUCAUUUUUUUAUUUUAAAUAUGAAUUUUCCAGAAAAUAACACUGUAAAUAAUAUAUUUAGUGUACUUUUGAAAGGGUAUUUUAGUAAUUUUAAGCAGGAUGUAUCAGAUUUAGUUCCGUCCAUACUUAAAUCCACCAUUUCUUUAUAUUACAAUAUAGAAAAGACAUUCAAAAGAACAGCUACAUAUUUUUAUUAUGAGUUUAAUUUGAGAGAUAUUCACAGUGUGGUUAAGGGAUUACUCACUGCUCAACCUAGUGUUUUUCAAGAUUGUGAUAAACUUCUCUUUCUUUGGCUCCAUGAAUGUGAACGGGCUUAUUCAGAUAAACUAAACAAAGUAGACAAAAAAAAGUUUAAAAGUAUUAUUGUAGAUAUAAUCAAAAAGAUGUAUAACAAGUACGAAAUUAAUAAAUUUGUUAUGAAGAAUUACAAUGAUUUGCUCUUUUCCAAUUUCCACAAAGGAAAUAGUGCUAGUAGUACUUAUCACACUAAAGCUUACGACUUGUGCAAAAAUAUGGAAGAAUUGAAUGAAUAUUUAACAGAAGAACUAAACGAAUAUAACAAUUUCUACAAUUUAAACAUUGUACUCUUUAAUGAUGCUAUAAAACAUAUAUGCAAAUUAAUCAGAAUAAUAGACAAUUUAAAAGCUCAUGCUUUAUUACUAGGAAUUGGUGGUUGUGGAAAAACAACAAUAUCAAAAUUUUCUUCCUAUAUAUCAUCCAAAACAUUUUUGGAAAUGGAUUUUUCAGCACAUUGUACUGAUAAUGAUAUAAAGAAAUAUUUACAAAAUAUUUUCCACAAGUGUGCAAUGAAAAAUGAAGACAUUAUUUUAUUUAUAAAAGAAAGUAAAAUACACGAUAGUUUUUUUAUCUACGUAAAUGAAUAUAUGUGUUCAAAUAAUAUUAUCGAUUUAUAUACGAAAGAAGAAAAAGAUUACAUCAUACAAAAUAUGAGGAACAUAGCAAAAUCAGAGGGAAUCCAAGAAAAUGACAAUGAUAUAUUUGAUUUUUACAUCAAAAAGGUAAAUGAAAAUUUACAUUUUAUUCUUUGCUUCUCUCCUACAAGCAAUAAUUUUAGGGAUAAAUCUAACAACUUCCAGUGCAUACUUAACAAAACCAUGAUUGAUAUUUACGAAAAUUGGGAAUCUGAUUCCCUUAUGUGCGUUGCCCAGAACUAUGUUAAAAACAUUUACAUGAACAUCACCACAGGGGAUAUUGUCUUAAACGACGAUUAUUUAAAGUUGUUGAAUCGUACAGAAAAUAUCAGUAAGGAUUGUUCAACUAAGGCAGGGCAAAUGGGAGAAACUAUCACCACACCUGCUACUCAAGUGGGUGAAAGUGCAUGCACAUUGCCCGUAGCUCAUGCCAAACCCCCUACAAACGAAGCUGAAUAUGUCAAUCUGAAAGGAAUUAUAACAGAAUAUCUGAAAGAGUGCUACGAAGAUCUUUUGGGCAUAUCAUCCAACUACUACUUACAUGAGAGGUCGCACAUUUAUAUAACCCCGAAACUAUACCUGGAGAGCAUCAAGACGUACCACAUGAUGCUGGAGAAAAAUAUAACAAGCAUAAGUAACAAAAUGGACAUGCUAAAAAAUGGAAUUACGAAAAUGAAUGAAACAAGUUCUAACGUAGAAAAUAUAAAAAAUUGCCUGAAAGAAAAAAAAAAAAUAUCUGAGGAGAAAAAAGAAGCGGCCGAAAAGUAUGCUAUAGAUAUUGGGAACGAGAAAAUGAUUGUUAAAAAAGAAAGUGAUUUGGCAGAUAUAGAAGAACAGAAGUGUUUGGAGAUUCAAAAAACAGUAUUGAAGCAACAAGAAGAAUGUGAAAAUGACAUAACUCUAGGUAUUCCACUAAUAGAACAGGCAGAAGAAGCUUUGAAUACAUUAAAUAAAAAGAACAUACAAGAAUUAAAAACAUUAAAUAAACCCCCACCAGGAGUAGAAGAUAUUACUGCUGCUGUUAUGCAAUUAUUAGCAACAAUUGACACAACUAUAAGUGUGGACAAGUUUGGAAAAAUUAAAGAUGCCAGCUGGAAAUCUGCUCAAAAAAUGAUGAUAAAUCCAGAAAAAUUUAUUUCUUUACUUAAAGAUUAUAAAAAUAAAAUAGAUGAAAACUUAGUCCCAGAUUGUAAUUUCAAAUAUGUAGAAAAUUUAAUUAAUUUGCCACAUUUUAAUAAAAAUGCGAUUCAGAAAAAAUCCAAAGCUGCUGCAGGUUUAGCUGAAUGGGUUCUAAAUAUUACAUCUUUUUAUAAAAUUAUACAAAACAUUUUGCCAAAGAGAAUACUACUAGAUAAUACCAAAAAAAGUCUAGAAGAAGCAAAUGAAAAAUUACAAAUAGUACGUGAAAAGGUACAAUCCCUCAAAUCUCAGUUAAGCACUCUCAUAAGUCAAUAUGAUCAUGCACUUUACGAAAGAGAUCUUGUAAUUCUAGAAGAAAAAAAAUUAAAAACCAAAUUAGAAUUAUCUAUCAGAUUGAUUGACGCUUUAAGUAGUGAACAAAUAUCAUGGUCUAAUCAAUAUGAAACUUUGAAAAAAAAAAAAAAAACUAUCUUAACAGAUAUAUUGUUGUCUUCCACAUUUGUGACAUUCUGUGGAGGAUUUACAAAAAAGUAUAGAAACAAAAUAAUGACCAAGUGUGUUGAAACGUUAAAUAGGAAAAACCAAAUUCAAAAUAACAUUUUUAACGAAAUGUUCAAGAAGUUACAUAAUGGUCAUGAAAAGGAAAGUAUCAACAAGGGAAAUUCUGAGAAAAGAUCAAUGGAAAUUCCAUCUGCAGUUAAGAUUGGAAGAGACUGUGGGAACAACGCCACUGUUGUGGAUAACGGUGCUAAUGGAAAUGUUGGAAUUUGCCAUAACGCAGAUUUACACAAUUUGUCUAAAACGAGAGAAGAAAGUGCACAAUGUGCAGAUGGAGCGAAAGAAGAUAUAAUAUAUGAUAUUUUUUCUGUAACUAACUUCAAUUUAGAUCUACUUAUAAAUGAAGAAAUUUUAUCAAAACUGAGCAAACAAGGAUUAACUUUAAAUUCAGUGUGCAUAGAAAAUAACUUAAUACUAGAGAACAGUGAAAAAUUCCCUAUCAUUAUAGACCCACAAAUGGAAAGCUUGAAAUGGUUAAUAAAUAAUCAAAAGGAAAAAAGUGAAAAGUUAAUUAUAACAGAUAUUAAUGAUAAUAUGCUGCUGAAAAAAAUACAGGAAUGUAUAUCAUUUGGAUAUUCAAUAAUUAUAGAAAAUGCAGAUGAAUAUAUUGAUAAUACCUUGUAUAAUAUUAUUUCUAAAAAUAUUAUUAAAAGAAAAAAUAAUUACUAUAUUAAUAUAAAUGAUAAAGAAUUUGUAUUUCAUCCAUCUUUUUAUAUUAUUCUACACACUCAAUUAUCUAACCCACAUUAUCAACCAGAAAUUCAAUCAGCUUGUUCUCUUAUUAAUUUCACAGUAACUCCUGAUGAUUUAGAGGAACAUUUAUUAUCUAUAACUUUACAAAAUGAGUUUAAUCAUUUAUCCAAAAAAAAAAAAAAAUUGUCUUUAUUAAAAUAUGAUUACAUGUGUCAGCUGUCUUUUCUCCAAUCCUCUAUAUUGCAAAAAUUAACCAAUGCCAAAGGAGAUAUUUUAGAAGAUGUAUCAUUAAUAGAAAAUUUAGAAAAAACAAAAUUACUUAGUGAAAACAUUGCAAAGAAGACAGAAAUUGUUAAAAAUACUGAAGUACAUAUUAAUACCAUUAUUAAUUUAUAUAGACCUUUGUCAAAAAGAGCAGUUAUGUAUUUCUUCGUUCUACAGAAACUCAAAAAUAUACACUCAUUUUAUUUUUAUUCCUUGGAAAUAUUUUUAAAAAUAUUCAUUAAGUGCCUCAAUGAUUGUUCUCAAUUCAGGCCUCCAAACAGUGGUCCAAACGUUAAGGAAAAAAAAAAAAACAAAAAGGUUCUAAAGGGGCCAGGGUCGCAUAAAAGCAGUGAUAUGCAACAGGAGAAAGCGAGAGAAGAAAACUUGGAAACAUAUAAAUUCGAACUGGAGUCUCCAACGAAUGCAGCCGUAAAUGGAGCCACAAAUGGAGCCACAAAUGGAGCCAAAAAUGGAGCCAAAAAUGGAGCCACAAAUGGAGCCAAAAAUGGAUCCACAAAUAGAGCCACAAAUGGAGCCAAAAAUGGAGCGCGAUUAUCGGUUGAGUCAUUCGAUCCAGAGCCUGACCCUUCAGAAGUGGAAGAAGAAAAAAUAAAAGUUCUGGUGGAAGAGGAAAAGCAGAAAAACGGGUAUAGUUCACAGAAAAAAAAUGAGGAUCCCGAAAUGGAAGGUCUAGAAAGGUGCAAAAUAUUAGAGGAACAAAAUUUGGAUGAAGACGACCUGGGUGAAGAAGACCUGGGUGAAGACGACCUGGGUGAAGACGACCUGGAUGAAGAAGACCUGGGUGAAGAUGACUUGGAUAAUGAGGAUGCGAAAAAUGAAGGAACGAAGAUAGAUAAGAACGAGGUGGAGAAGAGGGUGAACGUGCUGAUAAGUCUUCUAAUUGAGAAGAUGUGGAUGUACAUCGACAAGGGGUUAUUGGAGAGAGACAAGUUAAUCGUGAAGUGCCUAAUUAUGCUAAACUUGGAGAAGCUGAACGGUAAGAUUAACCAAGAAGAAGAAGAAGUGUUUAUAAACCCUAAAUAUAAGUUAAAAAUGAAUAAAAAGGAAAAUGAACAACAUGUAGAAAAUAGAUUAAUGAACAAAUCAUUUAUUAGUGAAGAUUUAUAUCAGGAUUGUAAAAAUUUAGAAAAUUUGAAAGACUUUGAAAAUUUAACAGAAAGUUUAGAAAGUGAAAGUAUGUCAUGGAAGCAAUGGUUUCUGAGCGACAAGGUAGAAAAUGAAGAACUUCCUCGAAAAUACAACAACUUAAAGGACUUUUCUAAACUGCUAUUAAUAAGAGUAUUGCGUAAAGAUAGAUUUCCGAUAGCUUUAAAAAACUACAUUAAAGCCAAUAUUAAAAUGACGAAUGAUGAGAAAAAUACAUGUUCACUUGGAAAAAUACUAGAAGAAUACAUCGACAAUAAGACACCUGUUUUGUUUCUCUUAACCCCUGGCAAUGACCCAUCCAAAGAUAUAGAAGAAUACGUUGAAAAGUUAAAAAAGGAAAAAAAAAAAGAAAAAAAAAGUGAACAUAAUGAAGAAAAUGAAGGCAAAAAUGGAAAGAACAUUGGAGGUAAAAGUGAAAAUGAAAAUGAACUUGAAGGUGAAAAUGAAAAUGAACUUGAGGGUGAAAAUGAAAAUGAAAUUUCAUAUGUAAACAUAUCUAUGGGACAAGGCCAGGAAGAUAUUGCUCUAAAGUACCUUAAAGAAAUAUCCAAAACUGGAGGAUUAAUAUUUUUACAAAAUAUUCAUCUGAUGACUAAAUGGUUAAAAGAAUUUGAAGAAAAUUUAGAUAAAAUACUUGCGGAUGCUCAUCCAAACUUCCGACUAUUCCUAUCAUCAGCAAUUCCUUUGGAAAAAGACACAAAAUUAUUACCUGAAAAAUUGUUGAAAAAGUGUUUUCGAAUAAAUAAUGAAAAAUCUUUUAGUUUAAAGGAUAAUAUUAAAUCUUGUUUAGAAAAAUUUGAAAACAAAGACUAUGACGAUAAACUGAGAAAUGUCAUUUUUGGUCUAUCUUAUUAUCAUAGUUUAUUAUUGGGAAGGUUUCUAUAUGGAAAAAUUGGGUUCAGUCAAACUUACUCUUUUAAUGAUAAUGAUUUGGAAAUCUCUUUUAAUAUUAUCAAGAGAUAUUUAAACAGCUACAAUGCUUUUCCCUUAAGAGAUGUGUUAUUCUUGAUAGGGGAAAUAAUUUAUGGUGGUCAUAUAACAGACAUAUGGGAUAGGAGAAUAAAUAAAACGUAUAUUAAAAAUAUACUCAAGGAGAUAUACAAAAAUGUUGUUUCGAUUAAUGAACGUGCUUGCCAGUUUCAACAAAAGAUGGAUCCUCAGGGUAGCGACUCUCACCUGAAGGGAGUAAGCGCCCAAGUGAGUUAUCCAAAUGUACGCAAUGGUGUCGAUAAUGACGUUGAUAAUGAUGUCGAUAAUGGUUAUGAUAAUGAUGUUCACAAUGAUGUUCAUAAUGAUGCUGAUAAUGAUGUUCACAAUGAUGUUCAUAAUAAGGAUGAUGUGUGCGAUGAAAUCGAGGGAAAGAACGAUAUAGACUCAAACGAGAGUGAAUCUUCCAUGGGAAACCAUAAAUUCCACAAGAGGAACAACAAAAUAGGCGAAAUAGACGAAGUGGACGAAAUGGACGAACGAGCCAUCCUGAAGAGCACACGAAAUAACAUAUUGUUCGAGAUUUUUAAAUUCCCAGAUUGCACCAAAUACAACAUUGGUCAGCUAAAAAAAUAUAUUGAUGAAAAGUUGAACAAAGAACAGACGUACCUACUAGGGUUACAUGUGAAUGCAGAAAUUGAGUAUAUGAAAAAUGAGUGUUCUAGAAUUCUGCAGAAUUUACAAGAGAUUAGCAAUAGAGAAAUUUCCUCCACUGGUACUUAUCAAAAGGGUGAAAAAAAUGAUAACAGUAAGGGUAGUAAUACUGACCAUAAUACAGAUCCUUCAAAGUGCUCAAAGUUGUCAGACGAAAUGGGGCAAAAGAGGAAGGACAACAGCAGAAGCACCAACAAUGGGGGUGGAAAUGAAACAGAGGAAGGGGAAAACAAAGGAAGCAAAAUUAUAUACGACAUUAUCAACCGUCUUCUAAACGAACUCCCUGAAAAGAUCGACAUACAGGAUCUGAAAAUUGAAGACUCUGAAACGAAUACAUUUAUGAUUAUAGCAUUGAAAGAAGCAGAAAAAUUUAACAUACUGAUUGAAUGCAUCAAUGAUACAUUAAUUGAGAUAAAGUUAGUCUUAGAUGGUAUUUUAAAUAUGAAUAAUAAAAUACAGAAUACUAUUAAAUCUUUACUAUUACAUAAUAUUCCUGAUAUAUGGAAAAAUUUUUCUUAUCCUUCCAAGAAAAAAUUAAUGCCAUGGUUUGAAAAUUUUAAGUUGAGAAUUAUUUUUAUAAAAGAAUGGAUUUCAAAAAUACGAAAUAAUAUAUUUUUACCAAAUUCUGUUUGGCUGUCUGCUCUAUUCAAUCCAAUUUCUUUUCUCACUGCAAUUAAGCAAAAAUUUUCUCAUGAAAAUAAAGUUCCUAUUGAUAAGUUAAGGCUCAAAUGGCACGUAACAAAUAUAACUAAGGUAGAAGAUUUAAACAAUAAAAACAACGCUUUAUAUAUUCAUGGUCUAUUUCUGCAAGGUGCUUCUUGGGUAAUAAAUUCAAAAAAUGACACAUUCACAUUUGAUAAAGAUAAUUUAAAUGAUAACGUCUCUUAUGGAAACAUAGUCGAAUCCAUCCCAAAAAAUAUUUACUUCCCCAUGCCACUUCUGUACGUUUACUGUAUCACCAAUGAGCAAGAUGAACUCCUCAAUCGCACCUUGGACUCCCACUAUUUGGACACCCCUCUCUACAUUACUUCAGACCGUGGAAAUACUUUUGUCUGUUCGAUCGAUUUGAACCUAGAAAUUGACGAUGUCGAAGACAAAUGGAUUUUGGCAGGAGUGGCACUGUUACUAUCGGACGAUUAG